This is a messenger RNA of Theobroma umbraticum, 1654 nucleotides long. RefSeq lists its product as uncharacterized. Gene Ontology annotation, cellular component: membrane. The record is from RefSeq and is a predicted model, not a curated record. NCBI's taxonomy places the organism in Eukaryota, Viridiplantae, Streptophyta, Magnoliopsida, Malvales, Malvaceae. Gene Ontology annotation, biological process: Golgi vesicle transport.
AAUUACGAAACAAAACAGAAAAACAAAGAAGAAAGGGGAAGGAGGCAAAGGAGAAGAGAAGAGAAUCAUAAAAAUCCCUUCUACGUCUCUUCUCUCUCUCCUUCUUUUGCCUUUCUGUUUUCUUUCUCCCUCUUCCUUCUUUGCUUAUUCUUAGCAAAGAAGAGAAGGGAAGUGAAAAAGAAAGAAAACCCAUUCAUAUUGCAAAUCUCUCAAUCCUACUUAUAAUUUAUAAUUUUAUUUUGUUUCUAAGCUUUUGAAGGGUGGAGAAGAUGAUGGUUGCAAACAGUUUUGAUUUAUGGCAAAAAGAUGCCUUCUUUUCUGCAGCAGAAGAGGUUCAAGAAUCUGCUGAUAUAAUGGAAUCAGCUUACAGAAUGUGGAUCAAAGAGAGGAGAGAAGGGUUACAAACAGCAGAAUCUGCUGAACUCUGUAGAGAACUGCAAACUGCUUUAGGUACUGCUAAAUGGCAGUUGGAAGAGUUUGAGAGAGCUAUAAGGCUGAGCCAUGGACAUCGUUGUGAUGAUAUUACAGCGACUAGGCACAGACAAUUUAUUGCUGCCAUUGAGAUUCAGAUUUGCCAUGUAGAAGAUGCAUUAAAGGAAGCAUUUAUUGAGGAGGGAAAGCAACCCCUUAGGUGGGUAAAUCUGGAUGAAGAAGAACGUGAUGAUUUAGCCAUGUUCCUUUCUGGAACCUCUCCAAGCUUGCAACCGUCAGCGAAAAACACUCUUUUGGAGAAUUGUCAUGGAGGAAUGGAUUCAAAUUCUAAUUUUAAUUCUACUUGCAAUGGAAAUAUUUGUGAAGUGAAUGUUUUUAAAGAUUCUGGUAAUGAUGCUGAGUGUGUCAUUCAUGUCGAAGAUGAGGAAAGUUCUGGAAGGACAGAUGAGGUAAGUUGUGGACAAGAUAGAACAACUGGUACAAGGAGAACAUGGAGUUCACCAAAUUUUGGUGCAUUGAAAAUUGUAAUUGCUGAUAAAUAUGAAGAUAGAAGCCAGAUCAGCUCAGGCAUUGAGGCCACACCUAAAGAAAAAGGAUCCAAGCCUCUCUUCCAUAAGCAAAGGUGCGGGGAACUUCCUCUGGCAAAGGGUGCAUUUAGUUUAUUCAAUCAGCGUUUUGGCUGGGUUGGUGGGUUACAGAGACAAUUGCAAAGUCCAGUGCACCUGCAGUUUAGUUGUUCACUGCAACUUACACUUGCUCUAAUGAUUGCUAUUUUUCUAAUUGGUGCUGGAGCUAUUUCCUCAGGCUUGGGAAUCCCCUAUCGGGUGAAGGUUGUGAUUCUGAAUCUUUUCCCAGUAGUUUUCAAGAUCUUGGAGCCGGUGAAACUUCCUCUCCCAAUGUCAGAGCUAGGUUAGACGAAAAGUUGGUGUCAUUCUAGACUUCCUUGCCACACAAGCUGUAAACGCAUUGAUAGUCUUUAAAUAUAUAUAUAUAUAUAUAUAUAUAUAUGCUUGCAAGAGUAUUUGUUAGCGCAGACAGUCCCAUUCCUAUGUGAGCUAAGCUCAACAUAGUUGAAAAUUAUGACACGAAGGGUUGUCAAUUGUAGCAAUGUGAGGGGCUUACCCUGCCCUUUGCAAACGAUGCGUUGCCCCUACAUUUACUUGGAAUUAAUUAAUAUUGAAAAGCUCGUUUCAGUUGUCAUUGCUCAUGAUUUACUGAAAUA